Molecule: messenger RNA, 514 nt
Organism: Brassica oleracea var. oleracea
Lineage: Eukaryota; Viridiplantae; Streptophyta; Magnoliopsida; Brassicales; Brassicaceae
Product: probable calcium-binding protein CML34
Exons: 2
Coding region: 19-417 (132 amino acids)
Molecular function (GO): enzyme regulator activity; calcium ion binding
Source: RefSeq, a predicted model, not a curated record
AAGAGCAUAUAAUAAAACAUGUUUGUAAAACAGAUUUUCGAGAAGUUCAACAACAAGAACAAAAACGGUAAACUCUCGCUGGACGAGUUUCUCGAAGCGGUUCUUGCUUUCUCCCUAAACAUUUCUGAGGAAGAAGUCACACAAAUGUUCAAGGAGAUUGAUGUGGAUGGUGAUGGCGAGCUCAGCUCCGACGAGUUUGCUUCAUCCGUUGAUAAAAUGUUAAAGAAGCUUUUUGCUUUAUGCGAUGCUGACGGUGACGGAAAGAUUACUUCCAGUGAGUUCCAUGCAGCCAUGAUUGGGCUUGGGAAGGAGUGCACUGAAGAGAAAUGUGCCGAGAUGCUUAAAACCGCUGAUGUAGAUGGUGAUGGUUAUCUGAGCUUCGAAGAGUUUAUGGUUACGAUAAUCGGCGAAUUUUAAGAUUUGAGUUAUCUGCUUGCUUAGUAGUAAUUGUGUUUGGUUAUAUAAUAAUUAGCAAGGCUUAUUGAUGCUUAUUAUCAUCGGUUUAGAGGUUUCU